Aplysia californica (California sea hare) is the source of this 1200-nucleotide messenger RNA. RefSeq names its product acetylcholine receptor subunit alpha-type unc-63-like. Gene Ontology annotation, cellular component: synapse; membrane; neuron projection. The transcript has 7 exons. Bases 1 to 1200 code for a protein of 399 amino acids. The record is from RefSeq and is a predicted model, not a curated record. NCBI's taxonomy places the organism in Eukaryota, Metazoa, Mollusca, Gastropoda, Aplysiida, Aplysiidae. Gene Ontology annotation, molecular function: neurotransmitter receptor activity; transmembrane signaling receptor activity; extracellular ligand-gated monoatomic ion channel activity. Gene Ontology annotation, biological process: chemical synaptic transmission; nervous system process; signal transduction.
AUGGCCAGCCCAGCGAAGUUGAGCCCUUUUGAGCUUAUAAAACAGACUCUCGGCAUUUGUCCUUUUGAGAACUUCUACGUCUGCAUCGAUGACCUGGGAGCGAUCGACGAGGACACAAUUCCCAAGCGAGUGACGUACACGGGCACUGUGGAGUGGCAUCCUCCGGGCAUACUUGUUGUUUCAUGUGACAUGGACAUCACCUACUUCCCAUUUGACAGACAGAUUUGUUCCAUCGAAAGCGGAAGCCACAUUCUAGGACAUAUGCUUCAACAGGCGAUAGAGAAGAGUUCGGGCCAGGAUCUUUCCAGCUAUAGACAAGGGGGAUAUGCCUCUGUAGUUGUCCCAAGAUUGCCUGUCAACUUUGUUUUUUUGACGAGCUUCGGUUACACAGUCCUUGAGGUAAACCCGUUAAGUUCCCGUGGAUUGCUCACGGAUUACUUCCAGAAAAGCGGGGGCUGGAGUCUGGGCCAGCUCAGCACGACCACGUCCACAUACGAGGACAACGGUCAGGAGUACGGAAAGAUUACCUUUGAGGUUAUCGUGUUCCGACGGUCUGAUUUCUAUUGGCUCAAUGUCGUCUUCCCUGUGAUUGUCAACGGCAUUCUGACGAUCUUCCUCUUCCUACUGCCCGCUGAGAGCGGAGAGAGGAUUGGCUACUCUCUCACGGUGUUACUGGCAUUCGUUGUCCUGAUGACCUUACUGGCGGCGGACAUGCCAACCUCGGCCAAACACACGUCUUUGAUGGAGGUGUACAUCUGUCUGAUCCUGGGACUGAGCGCCUUGUCCGUGGUCCUGGCCAUCAUCAACCUGAGAAUCCACCACAGGACAGACAACAAACCCAUCCCCCCGUUCACCUUCGCCCUCACAAGACUCUGUAUGAAGUUGUGCUGUUACAGCGAGGAGCACAUUCCCGGGACCUCGAGUAUUGUGCAUCCAGACAAGAAAUUGACAAUGGAGCAGAUGUUUAGAAAAGAUCAAAAUUGCACCGUUUUCCACGUGAACUCAGCCGAAGUUACGGAGAAAUGUGACCGAGCGAUGACACCAGUGCCCGGGGAGGACUGUCAGUCAAAGGACGGCGUGGACCUCAGCUGGAGAGAUGUGGCUUUUGUCAUGGAUGAUGUCUGCCUCAGAGUCUACGCUGUAGCCGUGGUUGUAUCCACUCUCGUGUUUAUGCUAGCUUUAAAUAGUGGUCCAAACUAG